Musa acuminata AAA Group (dessert banana) is the source of this 1546-nucleotide messenger RNA. Its product is annotated as very-long-chain aldehyde decarbonylase GL1-9-like. The record is from RefSeq and is a predicted model, not a curated record. Gene Ontology annotation, biological process: lipid biosynthetic process. Gene Ontology annotation, cellular component: endoplasmic reticulum membrane. The transcript has 3 exons. NCBI's taxonomy places the organism in Eukaryota, Viridiplantae, Streptophyta, Magnoliopsida, Zingiberales, Musaceae. The coding region runs from base 486 to 1274 and encodes 262 amino acids. Gene Ontology annotation, molecular function: oxidoreductase activity; iron ion binding.
ACCCACAAGCAUAUAGAAGAAUUGAGAAACAGGAAAAAGGAUAUCCAUCCUGUGGGCUGUUCCUAACGAGAGGGAGUCGAACACUCAUUUCAAAAUGCUGAUAAAUCGUGCCAUAAUCUACAUGAAUUUAUGGCCUGCAGGUAAAACAGGAAGCAAGAACCAAAAGAUACGUGGCACCAGAGCAUGGUGGUUGGAGAAGAAGAAGAAGAAGAUGAUGCACCUGCGAGCUACAUGUCGCUUGAAGUCGCUUUUCUGAUUCCUGCAGCCGCAAGAGACGGGGGAGGGGAGAAGCAAGGGAGGAAAAAGGCGCCGCCUUUACGCUUCUCUGCUCCGCCGCCCAAAACUCCCACCUUUUUUCGUUUCUCGUCAGAUCCGCACCGAGUUUUUAUCUUACCCUUCCUAAAGAUUCGACCUUUGUUUGCUUCCGGGCUCCAUCAAUCGCAUCAAGAGAACCGUUCUUGUCUUGGUGCUCCGCUUCGGCAAAGAUGGUCUUCUGGGAAGGGUGGAUCAGCGAUGAGUUGAUGGGCACCUUUUCUCCUAUCGUGGUUUAUUGGCUAUACGCCGGAAUGUAUCAGCUGUUGCCGCCGUUGGACCAGUACCGGCUGCACACAAGGAAAGAGGAGGAGCAGAAGAAUUUGGUGCCUCUGUCCUCCGUGAUCAAGGGAGUUCUACUGCAGCAGCUGGUUCAGGCGACGGUUGCAGGGCUGAUGUUCUUGAUUACUGCUAAGCCAAGUGGAGAAGGCAGCAUAAUUCAACCAUCCUUACCUGUCCAACUUAUCCAAAUCAUGGUUGCUAUGUUGAUAAUGGACACAUGGCAAUAUUUUAUUCAUCGAUACAUGCACCAGAACAAGUUGUUGUACCGCCAUAUCCACUCCCAGCACCACAAACUGGUUGUUCCUUACGCUAUCGGCGCCAUUUACAAUCACCCACUGGAGGGCCUUCUCCUCGACACCUUUGGUGGAGCCAUCUCAUUCUUGAUCUCGGGGAUGACUGCAAGGACGGCUGUGUUCUUCUUCUGCUUUGCUGUAAUCAAGACUGUCGACGAUCAUUGUGGCCUUUGGCUGCCUGGGAACAUUUUCCACAUCAUCUUUCAGAACAACACUGCCUACCAUGAUGUCCACCAUCAACUCCACGGCACAAAAUACAACUACUCGCAGCCUUUCUUCUCGAUAUGGGACAGGUUAUUGGGUACCUACAUGCCAUUCAGCUUGGUGAACCGUAAAGAAGGUGGGUUCGAGGCAAGAAUAGGAAAAAGACUAAAUGGCAUGUCAUAGUUAGAAGGUAGAGAUCGAGGUGGUGUGCAGAACAACUCCAGGACCUGUUCUGUCGAUAAUUUUAAAUCAAAUUAAUCAUCCUCUAAAAACUAGCUGGAUUCUUGGUGCUUAUCAUUUGAUUGUUCUUUCUCAUCUUGUUUGCCUUGUUUCUUGGCCAUGUUUCUCUUACACUGGCUUACAAGAUGUUGUAUCUUGAGUUUAGGAGUUCUGAAUUUUCCUCCCAUGUAAAGAAUUAUUCUUCAAGAAUGUUUUGUGAGUGGAUUAAGGCUUAA